AUGCCGGAGGACGAGUCGCUGUUAAAGAACCGGACGGAACACGGGCCGGAGCCGAGCCAGGGGGGAGCGCGCCCUGCAUGGGCAGUCACGGCACUGGCGAGCGUGCUGAUCUUUACCACUGUGGUGGAUGUCCUGGGUAACCUGCUUGUCAUCGUGUCCGUAUUUAGGAACCGUAAACUACGAAAUGCAGGAAAUGUCUUUGUGGUGAGCCUGGCCUUUGCAGACUUGGUGGUUGCAUUCUACCCCUACCCUCUGGUGUUGUACGCCAUCUUCCAUGACGGCUGGUCACUGGGUGACACCCAGUGCAAGGUGAGUGGCUUCCUGAUGGGCUUGAGCGUCAUUGGCUCCAUCUUCAACAUAACAGGCAUCGCCAUCAACCGCUACUGUUACAUCUGCCACAGCUUCAGCUACGAUAAGCUGUACAGCUACCGCAACACGCUGCUGCUGGUUGCACUCAUCUGGCUGCUGACAAUCAUAGCCAUCGUGCCCAACUUUUUUGUUGGCUCGCUGCAGUACGACCCCCGCAUCUACUCAUGCACAUUUGCACAGACAGUCAGCACGUCCUACACUAUUACAGUGGUGGUGGUCCACUUCUUUGUGCCCAUUGUUGUGGUCACCUUCUGCUACCUGCGUAUCUGGAUCCUGGUCAUCCAGGUGAGGCGGAAGGUAAAGUCAGAGGUCCGCCCUCGCAUGAAGCCCAGUGACCUCAGGAACUUUAUCACAAUGUUUGUGGUGUUCGUGCUGUUUGCUAUUUGUUGGGCACCACUCAACUUCAUUGGGCUUGCUGUUGCUAUCAACCCUGAAACAGUGGUGCCUUACAUCCCGGAGUGGCUCUUUGUGGUCAGCUACUUCAUGGCUUACUUCAACAGUUGCCUUAAUGCCAUCAUCUAUGGCCUGCUGAACCAGAACUUCCGCAGGGAGUACAAGCGGAUCAUCAUGUCUGUGUGGAUGCCACACCUCUUCUUCCAGGAGACGUCCCGGGGGGGCACUGAGGGCAUGAAGAGUAAACCCUCGCCAGCACUCAAUAACAACGAGCAAGUAAAAGGAGAAACUCUGUGA
This is a messenger RNA of Cottoperca gobio, 1059 nucleotides long. Its product is annotated as melatonin receptor type 1B-B-like. Lineage: Eukaryota; Metazoa; Chordata; Actinopteri; Perciformes; Bovichtidae. The transcript has 3 exons. The record is from RefSeq and is a predicted model, not a curated record. Gene Ontology annotation, biological process: G protein-coupled receptor signaling pathway. Gene Ontology annotation, cellular component: plasma membrane. Gene Ontology annotation, molecular function: melatonin receptor activity. The coding region runs from base 1 to 1059 and encodes 352 amino acids.